AUGGACUCCACCGGAGCAGGGGUCUCAAAUACAAUCUCUCUAUCUGAGGAUGGCGACUAUGCCGCGCAAUUGAAUGGCAAAGAUCUAGCCAUCCAUCUUGACCCGGCAUCGCCUGAUUUCAAAGAGGUACAGAUCGUCAAGCUUAAGGAAAUUGCCUCGAAGUUCUUGAAAUUCUCAAGAUCCAAGCCUGUUCUACCUUCAAGCACGCACUCCUACGCCGGAGUGAGCUCCCCAGGAAGACGCGUGCUUUGUGCCAGUGAUUCACGGAUCCUGGUCUGGCAAUUGGAACCGUUGCAAUUACACGCAGAAAUCGAAAGCAUCGAGCCUGGUGCUACAUACGUCGACUUCGGAGGAGAUGAGAACGAGGUUGUUUCUUUCCACGCCUGGAAUACGAAAAUCACAGUGUUCAAAUUGGACUCUGGUCGAAGCCAAAUCAUCAAAAGUCCCAAAUUUUCGAACAGCAAUGGCUUCGGAUACCGGCCCAAAACUAGGCAAUUUGCUGUUCUUCUAAAGCCGGAUGCAGUUGAUCUAUUAACUAUUCAUGAGUUUCGAUCUUACGAGCUUAUAGGCCGAGCAGUCUUGCCUACAAUAGACGCUCAGGGCCUCAAAUGGAGUCCGGACGGGAGAUGGAUAGCCGUGUGGGAUGCUGCGAGUGCGGGCACCAGAGUCCUCAUUUUCACGGCUGAUGGGCAGCUCUUCAGAACGUAUAGUGGCCCUUCGGGUAUCGAUAGUUCGCUCGACCUCGGUGUUAGAGGGAUAGAGUGGAGCCCUGUUACCGGGCAACGCGGUGUGUCAGAGCUUCUGGUCGUUGGAAAAGUUGAUGGGACUGUUGACAUUCUCAAGACGCGAACAAUAGAGCAAAAUUCCCCCAGUGUCUGGCGGGAACGGUAUGCAGCUGACGGAGACCUUGAAUAUGCCGAAGCGUCAAGCUCCUCUGCGUUUGGUAUGCCCGUCGAACCAUCCGGGGCGCCCCGGGGCGUGUCGAUCAUGGCCUUUAGCGCCAGCGGGACUCUUCUGGGCACCGUCGAUCCGACGCGACCAAAUAUUGUUUGGAUAUGGGAUUUGGAGAGCACACCAGUCCUGUUGUCGGCGCUAGUCCACGAGCACACUGUUAGACAGGUCGUGUGGCACCAUUCCAAGACGCAGUUACUUAUAACCACAUCGAAUACCGCCUACGCUGCUGUUCGGUACUGGUCGCCGUACAGCCAGCCGUUUGUUGCGCGCAUCCCCGUUCCGCGAAGCGAAACUGGAAGAUACGAAGUGAGAUGGCUGUCAUUUGAUGAGGAUGAUGAUUCAAAGUUCUGGUUUGGUACACCGGACGACUUUGUACUUGGUCACCUUGAGAGUGUCGAAGAUUCGCCGCAGUUCAAGGUUACCACUACCAUUAAUGGCAAAGCCAAGGGAAGUAGUUGUGGACCUGCGGAAACUAUACUUAAUCUUAAUUAUGCCUUUGGGUACUACCAAUGUAUAGCAGUUUCUCAUACUAUACUUCAGUAUACUAUCGAACAGCCCGCUCCAUACAAACAGGGGUAUGCCGAUCGACCAAUCACAGCGGGUAUCGCAGCAGCCAAUGCUAACCGAGCGGCACCGACAGCCCAGGGCUUAGGGUUCAUCCGCACGUGA
Molecule: messenger RNA, 1623 nt
Organism: Aspergillus niger
Lineage: Eukaryota; Fungi; Ascomycota; Eurotiomycetes; Eurotiales; Aspergillaceae
Exons: 4
Coding region: 1-1623 (540 amino acids)
Biological process (GO): protein localization to mitotic spindle pole body; microtubule anchoring at mitotic spindle pole body; mitotic sister chromatid segregation
Cellular component (GO): MWP complex; microtubule organizing center; mitotic spindle
Molecular function (GO): protein binding
Source: RefSeq, a predicted model, not a curated record